AUGCUGAUGAAUGUUAAAAGUUGCCUUAAAUAUUAGACUCUUAUUCUUAAUUUAGAGCUAGAAUUAAAAAAUUUACAGCUUAGAUUGAAGGAGGAUCUGUUAAGAGAAAGAAAUAAUUGUUAGGAUUAAGAUGAUAAAAUACAUUAUGUCUCUAAUAAAAAAAUAUCCAAUAACCAAAUUUGUUUUUAUUAAGAGGGAAAAUAUUUAGGAACAAUAUUCGAAAAAGUUCCAAAGGCCUUAAUAAUAUAUAAAGAAUUUCGAGAUUUCCUUUCAUAUUCUAAAACAAAAUAUAAUUGUGAAAGUUUUCAAAGAUUAUUAUGUUAAACUUAUAAAUACAGGCAGAUUGUUAGAUAGAUGCUAUUGGAAAUGAUUGAUUUUGAACAAGAAAAUAAUGGAUUAAUAUGUAAGCUAGAAUUCCUUGAAUAGAUAUAAAACAAAUCAACAUUAUUUAGAAUACUUCGAUACUUGUAUAAAAAAUGA
Messenger RNA from Paramecium primaurelia, 480 nucleotides. The record is from the annotation of a GenBank genome assembly. Lineage: Eukaryota; Ciliophora; Oligohymenophorea; Peniculida; Parameciidae.